AUGAGAUACUCACUUACAACUGCAGCUCUGGCCUUCGCCAUCUGCUCUAUCGCUGCCCCUACUGGCGACUACGGUUCCCUGUCUGGUACAGGAGCUGGAGGCGUCUCUGGCUCUACUGAGGUUUCUCCCUCUGGCUCGGCUGGAAUUGGAGCGAACAUCGGCGGAUCUGGCUCGGCCGGAGCCAAUGCAGGAGCUGAUGUUGGCGGAUCUGGCUCGGCAGGUGUAGGAGGUUCGGCAGGCCUGGGAGGAUCUGGACAUGCCGGUCUGGGCGGCCUUCUCGGAGGACUCGCUGGACUUGGUCUUGGGCACGAGGGCGGCUUGUCUGCUGGCAUUGGAGGCAACGGACACGGAGGUCUGGGCGCUGGUGCAAACAUCGGAGGCAACGGACAUGGAGGUCUGGGCGCGGGCGCAAACAUUGGAGGUGCCGCUUCGCCUUCCGUUGGAGCCAGCAUCGGAGGAGCAGCCUCGCCAUCGAUCGGAGUCAACCUCGGCGGCUCUGCAUACCCUUCAGGCUCAGCAUCUCUGGGAGCUGGUCUUGGUGGUCUCGCAUCAGGAGGCAUAGGCGCAGGACUGGGAGGCGCUGGUGGUCUUCUCGGUGGCCUGGGAUUGGGCGGAAGUGGAAAGGGCCAUGGUGAAAUUGGUCUAGGAGGCGGCGCAAAUGGCCAGGGCGGAAUUGGUGCUGGAAUCGGAGGAAAUGCUGGUGCCAAUGGCUCUGGCGAUGCUUCCGGAAAGGUUGGUGGCGAUACCGAGACAGAUGCUGCUGCUGGUACUCCCAGUGGCACUGCCGCCUACGGUUCUCCCGACAGCUCUUCUCCUUCCGACAGCUCGGCACCCAGCGGAGACUCUCCUUCCGACACAGAGACUGAUGCCGCAUCGGCUUCUCCCAGCGAUGCUGCCUCGGCCCCUACUUACGGCGAGGACGGUUCUGUCGCAGAUGCAAGCGGAUCUGCCAACGCACCCAUGUACGGCUCUGACAGCUCUGCUCCUGCUCCCAGCGAGUCUGCAGUUGAUGCUGCCUCUGGAACUCCCACUGAUGCACCUUCUACCCCUGAGGCCACUGCCCCUCCUCUUGCCACUGGCGCAUCUGGCAGCACUUACAAGUCAUACAUCAAGAAGCGUCAGUCCUACGACUCGGGCUCAGGCUCUGCAUCUGCUGGCGGUCUUGGUGCCCUGACUGGAGGAAGUGGACUCGGUGGACUUACUGGUGGACUUGGAGGACUUUCGGGAGGAAGCGGUCUUAGUGGACUGACCGGAGGACUUGGCGGCCUCUCGGGAGGAAGCGGUCUUGGAGGUCUUUCAGGAGGCCUUCCUGGUCUCUCAGGUGGCAGCGGCAGUGGCCUUCUUGGAGGCUUGAGCGGACUCGGAAGUGGUGCUGCAGGACUCGGUGGAUCAGGUGCUGGUUCUGCGGAUGCAUCUGCCAGCGGCAAUGCUUCUGGUACUGGAUCGGCUGGCGUCUCGUCUUCAGGUAGCGCAUACACCAAGUAG
Molecule: messenger RNA, 1485 nt
Organism: Aureobasidium uvarum
Lineage: Eukaryota; Fungi; Ascomycota; Dothideomycetes; Dothideales; Saccotheciaceae
Source: the annotation of a GenBank genome assembly